GGUUCCGGCGGUUCCGGGGGCCAUGGGGCUGCUGUCCGACCCGCACCGGCGGCGCGCCCUGGCCAGACUCGUCCUGCGCCUCAACACCCCGCUCUGCGUGCUGAGUUACAUCGCGGGCCUGGCCUGGUUCGUGGCCCUGGCGUGCCCCCCGCUGACCCUGCGCACCUACAUGUCCGAGAACGCCAUGGGCUCCACCAUGGUGGAGGAGCAGUUUGCCGGCGGGGAGCGAGCCCUGGCCUUCGCCGGGGACUUUGCCGCCCACAAAAAGAAAGCAGGGGGGAUGCCGGUGGCCUGGCUGGAGAAGACAAUGACCGCGCUGGGGUUGGAGGUGUACACCCAGGAUUUCGCCCGCACCCUGCCCUUCCCCGACGAGGCCCACGAGAGAUACAUGGUGUCGGGGACCAACGUGUACGGGAUCCUGCGCGCCCCUCGGGCAGCCAGCACUGAGUCCCUGGUGCUCACCGUGCCCUGCAGCCCCGGGACGCGCAACAACCAGGCCGUGGGGCUGCUCCUCGCUCUGGCCGCCUACUUCCGCGGGCAGAUCUACUGGGCCAAGGACAUCAUCUUCCUGGUGACGGAACACGACCUCCUGGGCACCGAGGCCUGGCUGGAAGCCUACCAUGGGGUCAACAUCACGGGGAUGCGUUCGUCGGGGCUGCGGGGCCGGGCCGGGGCCAUCCAGGCCGCCCUGGCGCUGGAGCUCAGCAGCGACGUGGUGACCAGCCUGGACGUAGCCGUGGAAGGGCUCAACGGGCAGCUGCCCAACCUGGACCUGCUUAACCUCGUGCACGCCUUCUGCCAGAAAGGAGCCCUGCUGUGCACGCUGCAGGGCCGGCUGCAGCGCCCGGACUGGGCCUCCCUGAGCGGCUCCCUGCACGGCUUUCGGACGCUGCUGCUGAUGGUCCUGCGGCAGGGAUCGGGCCGGCCCCAGGGCGCCCACGGCCUCUUCCUGCGCUACCACGUGGAGGCCCUCACCCUGCGAGGGGUCAACAGCCUCCGCCACUACAAAUACGACCUCACGGCGCUGGGCAAGACCUUCGAGGGCCUCUUCCGGAAGCUGAACAACCUGCUGGAGCGACUGCACCAGUCCUACUUCUUCUACCUGCUCCCGUCGCUGUCGCGCUUCGUGUCCAUCGGCCUCUACAUGCCGGCCGCCGGGUUCCUGUUGCUCGUCCCCACGCUGAAGGCUCUGGAGCUGUGGAUGCGGCUCAGCGGGGCCGACCUGGGCCCUGAGGAACCGUCCCCCGGGGGGCCCGACCCCCGGCCCGGAGGAGAGGUGCCGCGGGGCCUGGGGCUGACGGGGCUGGUAGCCCCGGUGCUCAUCUGCCAGGCCACGGGGCUGGCCCUCUACCUGCUGCCGGUCCUGGGCCAGCACGUGGCCACCCAGCACUUUCCGGUGGCCGAGGCCGAGGCCGUGGUCCUCACCCUUCUGGCCAUCUACGUGGCCGGCCUGGCCCUGCCCCACCACACCCCCCGGUUGUCCCGCGGCUCCGUCCGGGGCUGGAUGACCCUGAAGCUGCUGGCGCUGCUCUACCUGGCCCUGCAGCUCGGCUGCAUCGCCCUGGUCAACUUCUCGCUCGGCUUCCUGCUCGCCGCCGCCAUGGUGCCCGCCACAGCCCUCGCCCGGCCCGGCGGCCCCAGGCCGCUGCACGCCGUGCUGCUGCUGUUGGCCAGCCCCGGGGCCGUGCUGCUGGGCUGCCUGUUCCUGUGGCGGGAACUCCAGGAGACCCCCGUGGGCCUGGCAGAGGGCUGGCAGCUCUUCCUGGCAGCCUUGGCCCAGGGGAUCCUAGACCACCACCUGUACGGAGCUCUCCUCUACCCGCUGCUGGCGCUGGGCCUCUAUCCCUGCUGGCUGCUCUUCUGGAACGUCGUCUUCUGGAAGUAGAGAAUUAAUAAUAAUAAUAAUAAUAAUAAUUAGAGAAGCAG
This is a messenger RNA of Tachyglossus aculeatus (Australian echidna), 1926 nucleotides long. It is a transcript of the gene GPAA1, whose product is annotated as glycosylphosphatidylinositol anchor attachment 1. Gene Ontology annotation, biological process: attachment of GPI anchor to protein. The record is from RefSeq and is a predicted model, not a curated record. Gene Ontology annotation, cellular component: GPI-anchor transamidase complex; membrane. NCBI's taxonomy places the organism in Eukaryota, Metazoa, Chordata, Mammalia, Monotremata, Tachyglossidae. The transcript has 12 exons. Bases 23 to 1885 code for a protein of 620 amino acids.